Catharus ustulatus (Swainson's thrush) is the source of this 939-nucleotide messenger RNA. It is a transcript of the gene SCNM1, whose product is annotated as sodium channel modifier 1. The record is from RefSeq and is a predicted model, not a curated record. Gene Ontology annotation, biological process: RNA splicing. Gene Ontology annotation, cellular component: nucleus. NCBI's taxonomy places the organism in Eukaryota, Metazoa, Chordata, Aves, Passeriformes, Turdidae. The transcript is spliced from 8 exons. Bases 22 to 873 code for a protein of 283 amino acids.
GCUUGAACUACAACUCCCGUCAUGCUGCGGGGCCCGCGCGGGGCGCUCGCUGAUUGGUCGCAUCUCCCGCGCACUGCCCGCUGGGAAGGGCUCCCCGGAAGCGGCGGCGGCGGUUGCCAUGGUGAUCGCGGCCUAGCGGGAGCCGCCAUGUCCUUUAAGCGCGACGAGAGCGACCCGGGCCCGCUCGGGGCGCUGCAGAAGCGCCGUGUGGCCGAGCUGCUGGCCAGCGCCAUCCCCGAGGACGAGGCGCUGCUGCUGCGUGACGGCAGGCUGGCGUGCUCGCUGUGUCCCCACCGGCCCGUGUGUGACACUCUGCAGACGCUGGUGCUGCACAGGGCGGGCAGGAAGCACCUGGACAGCCUGCAGCGUUCCUACGGCCGGCCCCGCUCAGCCCAGGUGACCCCUGAGGGACCCCAGGUGACCCCGGCGGUGACCCCGACCCUGCAGGCCCCCCUGCUGGCCCGCACUCGCCGCCUGGCCCGGAGCGCUCUGCUGCCCUCGGCCCCGUACAGCCCCUGCUGCAGGAGAGCGACAAAGAGCUCCAGGAUCCCAAAAAAUUCCCAAAAUUUGUCCAGGAAUCCUGAAAUCCACACACACAGAGAGGGUGAGAAAUCCCCCCAAAUUCCAGGGGAUUUAUGGGAAUUUCAGGGAAUUAUUCCAGGGUCCCAAAUUUCCCAAAAGAAUUCCCAGAUUUCCCAAAAGAAUUCCCAGAUUUCCCCAGGGCCCAGCCCCGAGCGGCUCCGGCUCCUUCGGCACCACCUGAACCUGCGCAGCCAGGGCUGGAUCCAGGACCCCGCUGGGAAUUGGGUCAAGGACGCCAACGCCGAGUUCGACUCCGACGAGGAGGAGCCGCCCCCUCUGCCACCCCCCUGACGUCCCCAAGUGUCCCCAAGUGUCCCCAAACGUCCCCAGAGCCGUGGGAAUAAAGUGGAAUUUUUU